AGCAGCGAUAUUUACACCGAUACGAGAAGAAGAAAGGGAAAGCAAAGCGGUGAAAGAGGACCCUUUCGAAUGAAUGGUGGCAGAGCGGGAGGAACAGGCAAUGCGGAGAUAUUUUGAAGAGAGAGAAGAACGGGAGAUGGAGGAAGAAGAAGUGGAAGAUGAAGAUGGGGGUGAGGAGGAGGAGGAGGAGGAGGAAGAAGAUAACGAGGAUGAUGAUAACGAGGAUGAUGAUAACGAGAAUGAUGAUAACGAGGAUGAUGAUAAUGACGAUGAGUCUGAGGAGGAGGAAGAGGAGGAGGAACAGCAAUUUGAAACCAACGAACCAAUAGCCAAGAAGCCUAAUGAACACCACCUCAAGACCAAACAACCACCCAUUCAAUGA
Molecule: messenger RNA, 382 nt
Organism: Monomorium pharaonis (pharaoh ant)
Lineage: Eukaryota; Metazoa; Arthropoda; Insecta; Hymenoptera; Formicidae
Product: glutamic acid-rich protein-like
Exons: 3
Coding region: 74-382 (102 amino acids)
Source: RefSeq, a predicted model, not a curated record